AUGUGGUCUGUGGAAGGAAGUUCCGGGACGGCCAGGGAGCUGCUCACGGGAGAGGCGAUGGGGGCGAAGGCGAGAAUGAAAAUCUCAGGAAGGGACUCGGCCUUGUCUUCUCUUGAUAAUCCCGAGGCUUCUGAGUGGGAUCCUGUUUGUGAGGUAGACAGUGUGGAGGCUGAACUGGAGAGCAACGCAACCAUCUUCUCCGUUACUAACCUUAAAGAUGCCUGCCUUUCUUCCGUCUUCCUGGAGGGGAUGACAGAGCCUGUUUGGCUUUUGAGCCUCGUGUGUUCAGGUCCUGAUGAGACUCUGGGAAGUCUCUGGGCCGAAGAAAGGGGAUCGACGCCCGGCAGCGUGGUGGUGGGCCCUGAGCGCUCCACCCUUGGAAUGGUUGUUGGUCAUUCUGCAUCAACAUUUCUUGUCACAGUUGGCAGGAUUGCAGAGAAACCUACCGGCAACCACCCGGUGUCUACUUUGAACCGGCGCUUGGUACCACACAGGCCCAUUGGGUCCUCUGGAUUCACGGCACUCUUCAAGUGCCCCUGGUGGCCUGUCUGUGAAUGGACGUUUGAGCAGAGGCCUGGAGGGAAGGAGGAAGGUAGAUCUAAGAGGGUGAAGGCAAAAACGGGGAGACCUGAAACAAUCCAGUCAGGAGAUCCCGAUGGCUCGGCCUAUGGUGGCAACAGUAGAGGCAGAGAGAAACAGGCAGAUUCUGGGCCUGUUUUGAGGUGGGCGGAAUGCUGGAGGAGAGUGAGAACCGCCAAGCAGGAAAGGAGAAAGAGAGGGGUACACCUCAGUGAAGUUUAUCCAGUUAUGGCCAGGCCCAAGGACGGGCAGGACGGGAAUCUUGACAACCACCUGGUGAAGCGCCUACAUCAGCACCUCAGCAGGGGUCGACGAGAGCAGAGGCACAAGGACCUGUUGGUAUGUUGUGUAAAAGCCCUGCACUCCGGAGAGCCACGUGUUGAUGAAACUGUAGUGGCCGUUGCUCCUUCACUCUGUCGUCAGGCAUCGAGUCCUGGCCCAGAAAAGCUAGUGAAGCUAUUCUGGGGAGUUCGACUUCUCUUCGGAAUACAUAUUUGGCUAACAUGGCUUCUUAUAACACGGUUUUCUGGUGUUAACUUCUUAGGCUUGUCCAUUUUACUCUUUGACUCUCUGACAGUGCCGCUGCCCGCCCGCGUUACCAUUGAGGCCUACAACCUGAACACCAUCCUGCUCUGGGACUAUCCGCCCAUGCCACAGACGGCUGUCUUCACCGCGCAGGUGAAGACCUACGGGAAUGCAGUGUGGAUUGAUGCCUGCAAUACCUCUUAUCAUUAUUGUAAUAUUUCAUCCCAAAUUACUGAUCCAUCAAGUUCUCUCUGGGCCAGAGUUAAAGCGAGGCUUGGACAAGAAGAAUCGGCCUAUACAUACUCAAAAGAAUUUAUCUUAUGCCGACAAGGGAAAGUUGGACCUCCUAAACUGGAUAUCAGAAAGAAGGAAGACCAAAUCAUGAUUGACAUAUUUCACCCUUUAAUUGGCGUAAAAGGAUUUGAGCCAGAAGCCAUGUAUGAUGAAGAAAGUACUUGUUACAUGUUCACAUACAAGGUGUAUGUGAGAAUAAAUGGAAGCAGUGAGACCGCAGAGCGGAUGUACGAGUGCAGGGAAGAUGACUGCAACGAGACGCAGUGCCUCCUGCGUGUCCCCGUGUCGGCCCUGAGCUCUCAGUACUGUGCCUCCGCAGAGGGCAUCUCCGAAGAGUGGGCUGUCACCACCGAGAAGUCCAGAGAACUUUGUGUGACCGUCGUCGACGAGAACAGCCUAGAAGGUUCUGUUUGGAUUCCAGUUGUUGCUGCUUUCCUGCUCUUUCUAGUCAUUGUCCUGGUGUUUGUGUAUUGUCACGUUAAGAAGACAAAUCCGUGUAAGAGAAAAAAUGUCACGUUACCCAAGUCCUUGCUGUCUGUGGUAAAAAGCGCCUCUUCGGAGGCAAAAUCUGAAUCAAAACAUAUCUCACCCAUCACCUACCAGCCAAUCGUCCUGGAAGACGAGAAGGCAGUCUGGGAGGAGCAGGUGUCCCCAGCAACAGUUUCUGGGCUGCCUGCUGAAGAGAAUCCAGGAAAAGAAGAACCCGGAGAAGAGCUCUCCAGUGAGACGGGAGUGGUGGCCACUGAAGGAACUCCUGACAUGGCCCCGGGGAGCCCUCUGACCCCAGUAAGGACAGAGGGUUCUGUCCGCUUAAGUAGUAACCAGUCUGAACUCUGCAGCGGUGCUUUAAACUCCUAUCAUUCCAGAAAUGGCUCUGAUAGUGGCGUUGUGGAAUCAGACAGCUUCUUAUCUGACUCCGAAUUUCCCCCAAACGAUAAAAGUGAAGUAAAGACAGAAGGACAAGAGUCCCUAACGCUGAGAAACACUACUACCUCCUUCGGUUACGAUAAACCACACGUGUUGGUGGAUGUGCUUGUGGAUGAAGGUGCUAAAGAGUCCCUGAUUGGUUACAGAGUGACAGCAGAUUCCCACCGGUUGUCGUAA
This is a messenger RNA of Ceratotherium simum simum (southern white rhinoceros), 2502 nucleotides long. The record is from RefSeq and is a predicted model, not a curated record. Lineage: Eukaryota; Metazoa; Chordata; Mammalia; Perissodactyla; Rhinocerotidae.